This is a messenger RNA of Phytophthora sojae, 831 nucleotides long. RefSeq lists its product as hypothetical. Lineage: Eukaryota; Oomycota; Peronosporomycetes; Peronosporales; Peronosporaceae. The record is from RefSeq and is a predicted model, not a curated record. Gene Ontology annotation, molecular function: protein kinase activity; ATP binding. Bases 1 to 831 code for a protein of 276 amino acids. The transcript has a single exon. Gene Ontology annotation, biological process: protein phosphorylation.
AUGAUCCGCCAGCGCUACCGCCUCAAGCACAAGAUCGGAGACGCCCUCUACGGCUCCGUCUGUGCCUGCGAGGACACGCACAACGACGACGAGCUCGUGGCCAUCAAACAGGCCUCUCUCGAGCUGGCCACCACGCUGCUCGCCGUGCAACCGAACGCCGACAACCCGUGGCACGAGCGACGCGCCAUCACCAAACUGCUGGCGCUGCCGCCGCACCCCAAUAUCGUCCACUUCCGCCAGGAAUUCCUGCACAACGAGUCCUGGUUCGCCGUCAUGGAGCACUGCUCCGAGGGAGACCUCUGGGACCGAGUGCGUGGCUCGCCGAACGGCCGAGUGCCGGAGCAUGAGGCACUGCGGCUGUUCCGCCAGGUCACGCUCGGCCUGCACUUCCUGCACUCGAACGGCAUCGCGCACCGAGAUGUGUCGCUCGAGAACGUGUUGCUGCGCGACGGUGUGUGCAAGCUCUCGGACUUCGGACUCGCCACUGAUGCUGAUCGCACGUGCGUCGGAGCAUUGGGCAAGGCUAACUACAUGGCCCCUGAGGUGGUGGCGGGCGAGGCAUAUGCGCCUGUCGCCGCCGACAUGUGGUCACUGGGCAUUGUGCUCUUCAUGAUGCUGACCGGGUCGCCGUUAGUGAACCAGGCGUCGGAAAGUGAGACCGAUUUUGCCGGCUUCCUCCAGCUCGGAGUCCGUGGCGUGAUCAAGGCAUGGAAAGUGCCGUCUGAUGUUUCCGAGGAGGUGUGCGAGCUUAUGUCAGCGUUGUUGCGAUGUGAUCCAGUGGAACGCCCGUCGACUUCCGAUCUGCUCGCGCACCCGUUGCUGCUGGAGUAA